Messenger RNA from Penicillium oxalicum, 1086 nucleotides. RefSeq names its product NAD(P)-dependent alcohol dehydrogenase. Gene Ontology annotation, biological process: alcohol metabolic process. Gene Ontology annotation, molecular function: alcohol dehydrogenase (NADP+) activity; zinc ion binding. NCBI's taxonomy places the organism in Eukaryota, Fungi, Ascomycota, Eurotiomycetes, Eurotiales, Aspergillaceae. The record is from RefSeq and is a predicted model, not a curated record. The coding region runs from base 1 to 1086 and encodes 361 amino acids. The transcript has 5 exons.
AUGGGUUAUCCAGAGACAUUCGAGGGCUUCAUGGUCCAGUCCCACGAGAAGUGGAGUGACUUUAAGAAGCAAGAGUUCAAACCUAAGCCUCUCGGUGAGCGCGAUGUCGAGAUCGCCAUUGAGGCGUGCGGUGUUUGCGGCAGUGAUGUCCACACCAUCACCGGCGGCUGGGGUCAAGCCAGCCUCCCCGUCUGUGUGGGUCAUGAAGUGAUUGGCAAGGUCAUUGGACUGGGUUCCAAGGCCACCACCGUGAAGAUGGGUGACCGGGUUGGUGUUGGUGCGCAGGUCUGGGCUUGCCUGGAGUGCGACGUGUGCAAGUCGGGCAAUGAGAACUAUUGCCCCCAUCAAGUUGAUACCUACAAUGCCACCUACCCCGACGGCUCCAUGGCCUAUGGUGGAUACGCCAGCCACAUCCGUGCCCACGAGUACUUUGUCUUCGCCAUUCCCGAGAAGCUGGAGACCAGCCUGGCUGCGCCCAUGCUGUGUGCUGGUAUCACCUCAUACAGCCCUCUGUCGCGGGCCAAGAUCGGUCCCGGCAAGACGGUUGGUGUUGUCGGAAUCGGCGGUCUGGGCCACUUUGGUAUUCUGUUCGCCGCGGCCAUGGGCGCCGAUGUCUACGCUCUGUCUCACUCCCCUAAGAAGGAGGCCGACGCCAAGGCCCUGGGAGCCAAGGGCUUCAUCUCCACCAACGAGAAGGGCUGGAACGAGUCUCACAAGUUCAAGUUUGACUUUAUCCUAAACACCACCGACGCGACUGAUAAGUUUGACAUGGGUGCCUACUUCAGCACCCUUAAGGUCAACGGGACCUUCCACACAGUCGGUAUUUCCGACAAACCCUUCCCUCCUCUGAAUACCCCGGAUUUCAUGAGCAAUGGCUGUGCUAUCGCGGCCAGUCACAUUGGUAGUCGCGAGGAAGUUCAGGCCAUGUUGGACUUGGCUGCCAAAUCUAACAUUAAGAGCUGGGUCGAGACAAUCGACAUCAGCGAGGAGGGCUGCAAGACUGCCGUCGAAAAGGUGUACAAGGGUGACGUACGAUACCGUGUCACCCUUGUUGGCUACGACAAGGUCUUUGGCAAGCGGGCUUAA